Messenger RNA from Neurospora tetraspora, 948 nucleotides. RefSeq lists its product as uncharacterized. The transcript is spliced from 3 exons. The record is from RefSeq and is a predicted model, not a curated record. NCBI's taxonomy places the organism in Eukaryota, Fungi, Ascomycota, Sordariomycetes, Sordariales, Sordariaceae. Bases 1 to 948 code for a protein of 315 amino acids.
AUGUCUUUGCAGUCGGAUAGUGGCUACAGCCGCUAUCAAAGACCAAAGGAGGCAUCGUGCCCUCCCGAUUCGGCGGAGCUUGUGUCUCAACACGUGCUCGAAGUCCGCGCACGAGUCAUCUACUACGUUAUGACCAGAAAGCGUGAUCCUAUCAUUCGUCUCGCAGACAUUGACGAGCGCUUUACCCAAACUGACCCCUGCGCAGGCCACAGCAGCGAUCAAAAUCUGUGGUUAGUCGAGGAAGCUGCCUACGCCAUUGACAACAGCGCGAUUGUCAACGACUUUAGCGAAAGUGUGCCGUCGCGGGAGGAGAGUCCGACUAUUCCAGAAGCAGUAGUUCACUACGGCUACAACUACAAACCCCUCUUCCUUUCCGCCUCUCUGUGCUCGAUUAGUCUCUGUGCUAUGCUCGAUCAGCCCUCAACAACCUGUCCUUCUUCCCCGCCUCUUCUUCUUGCUUCCGAAUCGUCGCCCCAAAAAGCAACUGUGGCGUUCAUUACCAUCUCCUUCCAGAGCCGCCGCGUCCUUGUCGGUAAGCCCAAGAGCCUUGCCGACCUUUUGCGCACAGCCAAGGAGAUCUUUGAGCCCAUCAGCGACGACGUCCAUCUGUCGAUCGAAUUCACCGACUCAACAGGCAACAAAGCCAUGGUUGAGCUCCAUGAGUCGAGUUACUCGAUCCUCAAGGAUGGUGACGCUACCUUCUUGAUUGCCACCAGCAAGAAAGACAACGAGCACCUCGACGCCGCCCUCGCUCUCCUUUCAUUACAAGACAAGGGGGAGGCCAAGGUCGCCGCAAAGAGGGUAGAGUCCCUGAACAAGGCCCUGAAGUCGAUAGACAACGCCCGUUCGAAAGUAGAUGAAGCUCGUCGCGUUGUUGUCGCUCGGAUUGAGAAAAGGGCCGCUGAACUCGGCCUGGUACUUCCGGAGGAGAAGCAGGAGGAGAACUAA